CUUGAGUAUAUAUCCCUCUCAUCUCACUCUGUUAUUGCACUCUAUCAAACACAAUUGUAUUCUGGCGAGAGAAGAAAUAUAGAUCUAUUCUCUAUUUUUUUUUCCUGAUAUCCCAUCACAAUGCUUCGACGCGCAGCUUCUCGCCUAUCCUCUACACCUUGCUCAAGCCUACGAGUCAACCGGCUCACAUCUCGAUACUAUUCCUCAAAACCCGAUGAUACCGAUAUCGAGUCCAUGCUCGCGAAGCCAACAUGGUCCGUCCGUUCUUUACUUCCUGACCCUGGCGCGCGACCGUCUUCCCCGACCGUCACACCUGCCCAGCUUAAGCACUUGCUUCGUCUAUCAGCUCUUCCCCAGCCGUCUAGCCCGGCGGAGGAACAGCAGAUGCUUGAGACACUUGAGUCUCAAAUCCACUUCGUAAGAGAGAUCCAGAAAGUAGACACUACUGGGGUUGAGCCUCUGCAGAGUAUCCGGGAUGAGAGCCCAGAGGCAGUGAAAGAGAACACUAUUGGGUUAGAGCAGCUGAAAGAAGCCCUGUCGAAGGAACGAGUCAUUGGCCGGAAUAAGAAGAUUCAGCGCAUGGAAUCGGCAAGAAAUGACCGUCCUGAUGGUGAUGCUUGGGAUGGCAAUGCGCUUGGUUAUGCUUCCAAAACAAAGGGGAAGUUCUUCGUCAAACUCAAUAACUCCUUUGGGUCGGGGCCCAAGGAGGAGUCGAACAGCGACCAAGACCUAACAACAAUUCUAAGUCGACCGCAGCGGGCGGACCUUACAGUUCUCGUCGCUGAGAUUACGCAGCGCAUGAGGAGCUUGAUUGAAGAGACCUUCAAAGCGCCAGCUGAACAGCACCCAAAAACUUCCGUAUCCAGCCAGUUGAUUGAUCUGAACGAGGGGGAUAGUGACGCUCCACUUCCAAAUACGACGGAAUUAAAGAAAUCAGAGGACGACCAUGUCCGCACAGAAUAUGUUCCAACGCCCGAAGAUUUCAAAGCUGAAGCGAACCUCUUGACCCAAUUCGACGACUGGAGAGACAGCGUUCUUCUUCGGGUCGGUGAAAUUGUCAAUCGAGACGCGGAAGACAGGGAUGCAGAAGCAAGCUCCGAACAACAGGAUGAGGAACGACCUCGAAGCUCGUAUGACGACGAUGAUGAUCCCUCUUGGAGCCGACUUUCCGAAGUUUAUCAUCGGGUAGAAACACCGUUGAUCCACCUUCCCAAGCCCAAGAAGUUGUUGAUCUUGCACUCUCUACUAUUGUUAAUGCUUAGUUUGGAACAUUACAGUGCCAACUCUCGGGUUUUGAUGCUGUAUGCCGCUUCCAGCCUAGGCUUGGGUGUUAAGACUCUGAACCAAGAUGAAGUCAAGGUGUCGCGAGGGCUACUAGACGCCGCUCUUCAAAUGCCAGCGAAUGCCGACGCUCAGAGUAAAGGCAGAGAAAGCGACCCAUCAAGGAAAUGGAAAGUCGGUAUUGCAUCUGUUGCUGGAGCCGUAUUGAUCGGUGUUACUGGUGGACUGGCGGCGCCUUUUAUUGCAGCUGGUCUAGGAACAGUAAUGGGUGGGCUUGGAUUGGGAGCUACUGCUGCUGCAGGCUACCUUGGCGCCGUUGCAGGCAGCGGAGUCAUCGUUGGUGGUAUCUUUGGGGCUUAUGGUGGGCGUAUGACAGGGCGCAUGGUGGACAAAUAUGCCCGUGAGGUGGAUGAUUUUGCCUUCUUGCCUAUUCAUGGUUCUCGUCACCGGUUUGAUGACGAAAAGGAAGCAGCUCAGGAGGAUCAUCGCCUUCGAGUUACGAUUGGUAUUACGGGAUGGCUAACAGAAGAAGACAACUUUGUCGUUCCAUGGCGUGUUAUCGGCAAGGAUUCUGAAGUGUUCGGCCUCCGCUGGGAAACAAAACCCCUUUUGAGUCUUGGAAAUGCCAUCGAUUCCUUAGUUACUUCCGCAGCCUGGGCAGCUGGCCGUCAGGUCUUAACCAAAACAAUUUUUGCUGGCCUUUUGAGCGCGCUAGUCUUGCCCAUGGGCCUUAUGAAAGUCGCCGGCAUUGCUGACAACCCUUUCAGCGUUGCCAAGGCUCGAUCUGACAAGGCGGGUGAAGUUCUUGCCGACGCUCUGAUUAGCAAGGUACAAGGCGAGAGACCUGUUACGCUUAUUGGGUACUCUUUGGGGUCCCGCGUUAUCUACUCAUGUCUUCAAACUCUGGCCAAAAGACAUGCAUAUGGACUAGUUGAGACAGCAAUUCUUAUGGGAUCACCAACACCAUCCGAUACACCCGACUGGCGUUGCAUGCGACGUGUGGUUAGUGGACGACUUGUCAACGCUUAUUCAGAAAAUGACGCUGUGCUUGCUUUCCUAUAUCGAACAAGUAGCCUUCAAUAUGGAAUUGCCGGGCUACAGCCUAUCGAGAACGUCCCCGGCGUCGAAAACCUCGAUGUGAGCGAUAUUAUAAGUGGUCACCUCCGCUACCAGUUCCUACUUGGGCGGAUACUGCGCACAAUAGGACUUGAAUGUAUCAGCGCCCGGGAAGUCGCACGCGAGGAGCAAGCUUUGGCUAUAAAGGAUCGACAACAGGAACAGCAGCGAAUCCAGAAUGAGCGCCGAGCUGGAAUUGAAGGGGAUAGUGAAGCAGCGCGCAGGAAGCUGGAAAGCGGCGAGAUUGCUGUUGAGCAGCCACAGCUACAGCCACGGGUAGAAGCUCGCCAUAGCAUUCCAAGACGUCCUGUUCCAUCUAGGUCUGUUGAAGAGAACAAUACUGGGCGAGAGCAGUUCUAG
Molecule: messenger RNA, 2757 nt
Organism: Aspergillus versicolor CBS 583.65
Lineage: Eukaryota; Fungi; Ascomycota; Eurotiomycetes; Eurotiales; Aspergillaceae
Product: DUF726 domain protein
Exons: 2
Coding region: 121-2757 (878 amino acids)
Source: RefSeq, a predicted model, not a curated record